UCCCCCGUCUCUCCGCAGACUCGUCUCCAUGGAUAUAGACUUGGACUAUGAGCGCCCCAAUGUCGAGACCAUCAAAUGCGUGGUAGUCGGAGACAACGCGGUGGGGAAGACGCGCCUGAUCUGCGCCCGCGCCUGUAAUGCCACCCUCACCCAGUACCAGCUCCUCGCCACCCACGUCCCCACCGUGUGGGCCAUCGACCAAUACCGCGUCUGCCAGGAGGUUCUGGAGCGAUCCCGCGAUGUGGUGGACGAGGUCAGCGUCUCCCUGCGGCUCUGGGACACCUUCGGGGACCAUCACAAGGACCGGCGAUUCGCCUACGGGAGAUCGGACGUCGUGGUUCUGUGUUUCUCAUUGGCCAACCCGUACUCUCUGCGCCACGUCAAGACCAUGUGGCUCCCGGAGAUCAAACACUUCUGUCCUCGGACCCCCGUGGUGCUGGUCGGGUGUCAGCUGGACCUGCGAUAUGCCGAUUUGGAUGCAGUGAACCGUGCACGUCGCCCCUUGGCUAAGCCCAUCAAACCCACGGAUAUUCUUUCUCCAGAGAUCGGGCAUGAAGUGGCCAAGGAACUGGGGAUUCCAUACUACGAGACCAGUGUGGUGGCCCAGUUCGGGGUGAAGGACGUCUUUGAUAACGCAAUCAGGGCUGCGCUCAUUUCCCGGAGGCACUUACAGUUUUGGAAAUCCCACCUAAAGAAAGUUCAGCGUCCGCUACUCCAAGCCCCGUUCCUGCCUCCUAAGCCGCCUCCCCCCAUCAUCCACUUGCCCGAUACUCCACAGUGUAGCGGCCAGGGCCCCGCUGCUCUCUUCUCAACCCCUCUGUGUGCCGACGUGGUGUUCCUGCUGCAGGACGGGCAAAAGAUAUUUGCCCACAAAGUCUACUUGGCCACGGCCUGCUCCAAAUUCUAUGACCUCUUCACCUUGGAGUUGAUGCCCAUGGAGGAGGAGGAGGAGGAAGAGGAGAAGCAGGAUCCUUCCAAACAUGACCUCUUCAGGGUACCUGGUGGAGCUGUGGCCGGACCUUCCUGGACUAGGAGCAUGAUGGCGGACUGCAAACCCGAGGCCUUAAAUGGACAACUUGGAAACCCCCCGUGCUCUUUCAGGACUUCUUCUGAUGUUGAUGCCGCUCAGGUGGGUGAGAUGCCUCCCCUUGGGUGGGGCAGGAAGCUGGAAGAGUGGGGUAGAGGGUUUAUUGACGUAGAAAUGAACAUUUUUGAAGAUCCUCUGACCCAGCGGGAGAGGCCGAUGCUGGUGGUGCAGAUGGAUUCGCUCAUUCAGGUGGAGCCGUUGCGAGCGGUGUUGGAGUACCUGUACACGGGGCACCUAAACCAGUGUAGGGCGGACCUCAUGCAGAUCGCUACCAUCGCCGAAGCCCUAGAAGUCUUCGACCUGCGCAUGAUGGUGUCCAACCUGCUGAACAAAGAAGGCUUCAUGAACCAGGAGAUCACCAAAGCCUUUCAUGUGCGGAGAGCCAACCGGAUCAGAGAAUGCCUGAACCGCGGCCUCUUCUCAGACGUUCUGUUUACAGUGGAUGACGGCUCGGUUCCGGCCCACAAGCCUCUGCUGAUUGCCAACUGUGACUGGAUGGUGGCAUUGUUCCGAGGCUCCUUUCGAGAGAGCUUCACACCAGGGGUCUCUUUGCCUGGCACUUCCACUUCCUGCCUGCGUGCCGUCCUGGAGUAUCUCUACCUGGGCCACUUCUGUCCGGGGCCCCAACUCGGCUCUAUGGAGCUCUUGGUGCUGAGCAACCGGCUUUGUCUUCCCCACUUGCAGGCCCUGACCGAACAACACACGGUGGACGAGCUCCUGGCCUCCUAUGUGCAGGGGAUGGAUAUAGACGGGCAGGUCCUCCUCUACCUGGAGAUCGCUCAGUUCCACAAUGCCAAGCAGUUGGCUGACUGGUGCCUCCAUUACAUCUGUACCAACUACAACGCCGUGUGCCGCAAGUUCCCCCGGGAGAUGAAGUACAUGCCACUGGAAAACAAAAGCCACUUUGAGCGUCUUCGCUGGCCCCCGGUGUGGUACCUGAAGGAGGAAGACCGUUACCUCCGCUGUAAGAAGGAGCGCGAAAAGGAGGAGGAGCUCAUCCGCAAGCAGCACAGCAAGAACAAGUGGUGUUUUUGGCGCCCUUCCUCUUCCUCGUCGCCGUCCUCCAUUUCCUGAGCCCCCGAGACUCUUCCUGUGCCUUCUGCGGUGGCCGGAGACAUAGGGACCCCUCCCGCAAAGCUUCUCUGCGAGGUCAGAGGUUUCACCGGUGACUCCCCCGCGACCGCCUGUGCCAACCCUCCACCACCCUGCAGACCAAGCGAGAUGGAAGUAUUAUUGCACUAUACUCGGUGGCCCGUCUCGCUCGGGCACCACACAGCUCAAGAUAACCACUCCCGACUUUCACCGGGCGAGGGGGGGGAGCACCGAAGUCUCUACAACUAUUAAUCCACUACAGAGUUCUCGACAAUCUAGUUCUGAGCUCGCCUAUAAGAAAAAAGCUCCCUCGCACAAAACUGCACCAGUUCACAUCGCUUGGCGGAUCCCGGUCCAGUUUCUGGGCUCCUCGUGGGCGGAGCCUAAGAAACUUUGAUUAUGGCUGGGAGGUGCACUGCAUCACGGAGAAGUGUCUGCCUGCUGUCCCCCCGACAGCAGCGAUGCACUUGCGUAGAUCACAGCGCUUGAAACGCGUAGAGAUACUCGGUAUCCUUACUCACGACCAAGUUUACAUAGUAACUCAGUAUUACGUACAGCUCAGUGUUUUUAUCCGGGCGGAGAGACUCGCACUUUAUUACGCGGCUUAGUAAAGAGCACUAAGGGCGUGCAGAGGUACUCGGUAUCGCUAUACAAUGCAGCAUGCUGAUGCAGAAGGGCGCCUCAUCCUACGUGGUGUGUGGUCAUAUUUCCAUAGCUUGGCCUCCAACUCCAUGAUUUUGGCUUGGAGCCGCAUGGACCUCCUCAGGGGGCUGUUCAUCAAGAUCAAACGGGGAAUAUAUUUUCAGUCUUUGGAAAAGUAGGUUGGUUGAGGUGCCAUAUUGGUCUUUUGUGGAUUUUUUUUUCUGACCUUAUCAUUGCAACUCUAAAGUGUAUCUAAAGCCAAAAAUGUUAUCCCAAUCGGAGAGAACAGGACACCUGACAGGAAGUCCCAGGCCAUAAGCUUUAUAUAUCCUGUUUCCUUCAGCUGAUUGGACAUUGGUAACUCCUCCCAGUUCUCCCUAUUUAACCCCACCUCUGGUGGCAUGGGCCUCCAUCUCUGGUGGCAUGGGCCUCCAUCUCUGGUGGCAUGGGCCUCCAUCUCUGGUGGCAUGGGCCUCCAUCUCUGGUGGCAUGGGCCUCCAUCUCUGGUGGCAUGGGUCUCGUCUCUGGUGGCUGGGAUGGGUCUCGUCUCUGGUGGCUGGGAUGGGUCUCGUCUCUGGUGGCUGGGAUGGGUCUCGUCUCUGGUGGCUGGGAUGGGUCUCGUCUCUGGUGGCUGGGAUGGGUCUCGUCUCUGGUGGCUGGGAUGGGUCUCGUCUCUGGUGGCUGGGAUGGGUCUCGUCUCUAGUGCAGGGGUCUCCAAACUGUGGCCAGAGGGCCAGAUGUGGCCCUUUGCUAGCCUUUUAUCUGGCCCU
This is a messenger RNA of Rana temporaria (common frog), 3591 nucleotides long. RefSeq names its product rho-related BTB domain-containing protein 2-like. The transcript has 9 exons. Bases 29 to 2161 code for a protein of 710 amino acids. NCBI's taxonomy places the organism in Eukaryota, Metazoa, Chordata, Amphibia, Anura, Ranidae. Gene Ontology annotation, biological process: small GTPase-mediated signal transduction. The record is from RefSeq and is a predicted model, not a curated record. Gene Ontology annotation, molecular function: protein binding; GTP binding; GTPase activity.